AUGGAGAGCCUCUGGGGAAUCCUCUUUCUGGUCGGUCUGGCCACCGCCGUCCCUCUGAACACCCCAAAGACCUUUGAGGAAGCCCUUUCAGAAGUGGUCGGGAUCUAUAACCAGGGCCCAAGAGUCCAAAACGCCUUCCGUCUCCUGGAAGCAGCACCUCCGCUUGAGCUGAAUUCAACCUCUGGAACCCUCCAGCAGCUGAACUUCACCAUGCAAGAGACCACAUGCCCUGCUGCAGGAAACAUUGUCCCAGAGCAAUGUGGAUUCAAACCUGAUGGGUUGAUGAAACAUUGCACUGGAUACUUCUUCACCGAGCCUGAAAAUCCCAUGAUCCUUAUCAGCUGUGACACUGUGGUUCAAGAGCCAGUCCGUGUCACCCGAUUCCGUGGAGUUGCAGGGUUCCUGAAAGGCUUCUCAAGAGGAGUUCACUUCUGGGACUCCACUCAUUAA
Molecule: messenger RNA, 450 nt
Organism: Heteronotia binoei (common prickly gecko)
Lineage: Eukaryota; Metazoa; Chordata; Lepidosauria; Squamata; Gekkonidae
Product: cathelicidin-3-like
Exons: 4
Coding region: 1-450 (149 amino acids)
Biological process (GO): antimicrobial humoral immune response mediated by antimicrobial peptide; innate immune response; defense response to Gram-negative bacterium
Cellular component (GO): extracellular region
Molecular function (GO): lipopolysaccharide binding
Source: RefSeq, a predicted model, not a curated record